AUGCAGAAGUUGCAGCUGACGUUAGCUAUAAUAAAACCACAUGCAGUAUCAAACCCAGUAGUGCUAUCAUUCAUCAGAAACCUUUUGAAAAACAAAUUUGUGGUUCUGAGAACAAAACGGGUUAAUUUAGACACAAAAACUGCUUGCCGUUUUUAUAAAGAACAUUUUGGCAAAUUCUUCUAUAAUCGUCUUGUAACCUUUAUGUCAAGUGGAAGCAUAGACCUUCAUGUGCUUGGACAUGUGAAUGCGAUUACCUUGUGGCGGCAGAUGCUAGGUCCCACCAGUGUCUACAAGGGACAAUUUCAAGAGCCUCAUUGUCUGAGGGGCAUGUUUGGUAUAUCAGAUACUAGAAAUGUCGCACAUGGAUCAGAUUCACCAGAGUCAGCAGAAAGGGAGAUAAAAUUCUUUUUCCCUGAUUUUUCCUUUUACCAUUGGCGCAACCAUGACGAGGAAUGGUUCCGGAAGGGCCCAAUCAUAUUCAAUGACCACCACUUUCAACAUGUGAAGAGGCUUUAG
Spodoptera littoralis (African cotton leafworm) is the source of this 516-nucleotide messenger RNA. Lineage: Eukaryota; Metazoa; Arthropoda; Insecta; Lepidoptera; Noctuidae. The record is from the annotation of a GenBank genome assembly.